This is a messenger RNA of Aspergillus steynii IBT 23096, 918 nucleotides long. Its product is annotated as ubiquitin family protein. Gene Ontology annotation, cellular component: cytoplasm; nucleus. The coding region runs from base 1 to 918 and encodes 305 amino acids. The record is from RefSeq and is a predicted model, not a curated record. NCBI's taxonomy places the organism in Eukaryota, Fungi, Ascomycota, Eurotiomycetes, Eurotiales, Aspergillaceae. Gene Ontology annotation, biological process: protein ubiquitination; modification-dependent protein catabolic process. The transcript has 3 exons. Gene Ontology annotation, molecular function: protein tag activity; ubiquitin protein ligase binding.
AUGCAGAUCUUCGUGAAGACUCUUACCGGCAAGACCAUCACCCUUGAGGUCGAGUCGAGCGAUACCAUCGACAACGUCAAGUCCAAGAUCCAGGACAAGGAGGGCAUCCCCCCUGAUCAGCAGCGUCUGAUCUUCGCUGGCAAGCAGCUGGAGGAUGGUCGCACCCUUUCCGACUACAACAUCCAGAAGGAGUCCACCCUUCACCUCGUUCUCCGUCUUCGUGGCGGUAUGCAGAUUUUCGUCAAGACCCUCACUGGAAAGACCAUCACCCUUGAGGUUGAAUCCAGCGACACCAUCGAUAAUGUCAAGUCGAAGAUCCAGGACAAGGAGGGUAUUCCUCCCGACCAGCAGCGUUUGAUCUUCGCUGGUAAGCAGCUGGAAGAUGGUCGCACUCUGUCCGACUACAACAUCCAAAAGGAAUCCACCCUCCACUUGGUCCUUCGUCUGCGCGGUGGUAUGCAAAUCUUCGUCAAGACCCUCACCGGAAAGACGAUCACCUUGGAAGUGGAGAGCUCAGACACCAUCGACAACGUGAAGAGCAAGAUCCAAGAUAAGGAGGGCAUUCCACCCGACCAGCAGCGUCUCAUCUUCGCCGGAAAGCAGCUUGAAGAUGGCCGUACCCUCUCCGACUACAACAUCCAGAAAGAGUCCACUCUUCACCUUGUCCUUCGUCUCCGUGGUGGUAUGCAGAUCUUUGUCAAGACCCUGACUGGCAAGACGAUCACGUUGGAGGUGGAGAGCUCGGAUACGAUCGACAACGUCAAGAGCAAGAUCCAAGACAAGGAGGGUAUCCCUCCGGACCAGCAGCGUCUGAUCUUUGCGGGCAAGCAGCUCGAGGACGGGCGCACGCUGUCUGACUACAACAUCCAGAAGGAGAGCACGCUCCACCUGGUUCUCCGACUCCGUGGUGGAAACUAG